This is a messenger RNA of Tuber aestivum (summer truffle), 1482 nucleotides long. The record is from the annotation of a GenBank genome assembly. Lineage: Eukaryota; Fungi; Ascomycota; Pezizomycetes; Pezizales; Tuberaceae.
GAGGGGGCGGGGUAAUGGCUGGAGGCAUAUACCGGUAUUGAAUCUAUCUAAUGCUUAAUUAAUUGUAUUCCAUCGGCGCUCGCGGAGUAGUUGCAAACUGUUGGAAGAGAGUGAGAUGCUUGUGAUUUCGUCAGAUUGCGGCAGCCAUUGCGGCUCUGCGGGUAAGGGUCUGUGCAUACACCAUCCCACUUUAUCCAGACUCGCAAACCCCACUUAAGGAAGAUCUAUUAGAGAGUUUUCUGAACGAACGGAGUAAAGCUCCACUUCACUUGCUCAUAACCACCGCAGCUAUGAAUCGACGAAUGGUGAACCUUCUUUCUACUUUCCCACAGCAGUCUCUCAGAAAAAAUGGUAGUGACAGCUAAUUCGUUGGGAAGCUCUCUCGUGAGGAUGAAUCCACCACCGAAGUAACAGUAACCCGGGAGGACCAAGACCGCAUUAAUAAGUUCUCAACGCUGCAUCAGAAGCAGGGUCUUUUGAAAGACGAACUCGAGAAGAAGAGCGUAUUUUCCCCACACCCAGUUCUGAACUUUCCGCCUGGUGGGAUGGAGUUUCUUUUAUUUUUUUUAGCUGACCGAUCGAUUCCCCGGAGGAUAGCAAGAAAAGGAGUACAUCGAGGACGUCUCUAACGAACUAGAACUUGCGGAUGAGGAUGACUUAAUACCGUUUCUCACCCCCCCACCCCUUUAUCAACACCAGCCAUCUUCGGGACUAACUCUGAUUGAUUAUGCUAGAUACAAAAUUGGCGACUCGUUCUUCCAUCUUCCACUCGAAGAGGCUAUGCAUUUGCUCGAAGCGAGCAAGGAAGAGGUUGGAAAGGAGGUUGAGGAGAUCGCGGAGAAGAUGGAAGCCAAUGAGGGAGUUAUGAACAGUCUUAAGGUUGAUCUUUAUGCGAAGUUUGGCAAGGCUAUUAAUCUUGAGGUUUAGAUCGGGACGGGGGAAUAGGGGAGAGAGGUAGUGUUGGUGAUGUAUCCUAAAGGACUGCUACGAUGACAAUGAAGUCUUGGAUGGCUAUCGGAGUGGGGGAGUGGGAUGUGAUGCGAUGCCAAAAUUGUUACGUUGUGAUGUUUUAGAGAUAGAUGGAUGGACAAUGCUGAAUUCAUUAAAUUUUGUGGGUUCUUUAUCCUUCUCAGGAUCCACUGAUAUAGUUGAUGUGGAAACAUUAAGUGUGCUAAUUCGGCACCAAUAGUUGUCACCGAAUACCAGAAUUCUAGCCUUCCUUCAUUGACAGGACCUGGUGUGAACAAAUCCAUCCCCCUGCUUACAAUCGCUUGCUCUUUUUCGCCCCAGCUUGUCCACCGCAUAAACUUAGUUUGCACCUUCCGUUCGAGCAUCAACCUCCUCGUCCGUCCACGGCCAACCCCCACUCCGAAUCACCAGAUCUAGAUGUUCUUCUGUUUUCUACCCAUUAUUCCUCCGUCGGCGGGUCAAUCGGAGGGAAUGAUCCGCUCGGAGGGAUGCGGGAGUUUCCACAUUCGGCUU